Molecule: messenger RNA, 1967 nt
Organism: Nerophis lumbriciformis (worm pipefish)
Lineage: Eukaryota; Metazoa; Chordata; Actinopteri; Syngnathiformes; Syngnathidae
Gene: alas2
Product: aminolevulinate, delta-, synthase 2
Biological process (GO): erythrocyte development; hemoglobin biosynthetic process; heme biosynthetic process
Cellular component (GO): mitochondrion; mitochondrial matrix
Molecular function (GO): pyridoxal phosphate binding; 5-aminolevulinate synthase activity
Source: RefSeq, a predicted model, not a curated record
GGGCAGAGCUGAUUGCGUAAUGCACCAAUAAGUGUGGACUCUUCUUGACAGUUGGUCUAUUGGCUGUUUUGAAGUUCGUCCUCAGUGCAGGUCAACAGAGCAGAAACAGCUGGUGCAAACAUGGCUGCCUUCCUUCACCACUGCCCCUUCUUCAAGUCUGCCACCAAGCCAUCUUUGAGAAGACAAGGACCCUCCUUGCUGUCACUGGCCAAUCAGUGUCCCAUCAUUGCACGUCAGAUCAGCGUCUGCGGGUUGGCAUCGCUGGAGGCCAAGCUGAGCGCAUCCUAUUCCAGCCCUGACUGUAACCAGCGUACCACGCUGGAGCAAAGGAGGAUGUUUGCUCAAACGGCUCCUCAGGUGGCCGAGUCGACAUCAAAGGCUUGCCCUUUUGUCACCUCUCGCAUCGGGAUGGUUCGAGCCAGACCUGAAGUGCAGGAGGAUGUCCAAGAGGGCAUGAUGAUCUCUCUGUUGAAAGAUUUAAAGGAGUCUCUUCUCCCGAAACCAUCUCAAAUCAGUACCAUCAGUCACCUCCUCACAGACAACAUGGCUGGACCCAGCUAUGAUUAUGACCACUUCUUCUCUGAGAAGAUCGCUGAGAAGAAGAAGGACCACACUUAUCGAGUCUUCAAGACAGUAAACCGUAGUGCCGGUUCAUUUCCUUUGGCUGAGGAUUACUCUGUGUCAGACCGUGAUAGGUCCCAAGUCUCUGUGUGGUGCAGCAACGACUACUUGGGCAUGAGUCGGCACCCACAAGUUAUUAGCACCAUCAGUGAGGCCCUGAGCAGGCACGGUGCAGGAGCAGGAGGAACCAGAAACAUCUCAGGUACUAGUAACUUCCACGUGUCUCUGGAGAAGGAGUUGGCUGAGCUGCAUCAGAAGGACGGUGCUCUUGUCUUCUCUUCCUGCUUCGUGGCAAACGACUCCACUCUCUUCACUUUGGCCAGGAUUCUACCAGGCUGUGAGAUCUACUCUGAUGCCGGGAACCACGCCUCAAUGAUUCAGGGCAUCAGAAACAGUGGAGCCAAGCGCUUCAUCUUUCGCCACAACGACAGCCAACACCUGGAGGAGCUACUGCAACGCUCUGACCCGAAGACACCCAAAAUAGUGGCGUUCGAGACGGUGCAUUCAAUGGACGGUGCCAUAUGUCCUUUGGAGGAGCUGUGUGACGUUGCUCACCUUUAUGGAGCUCUGACGUUUGUUGAUGAGGUCCACGCUGUUGGCCUGUAUGGAGCCCAUGGAGCUGGAGUGGGAGAGAGGGACAAUGUUAUGCACAAGAUUGACAUUGUGUCUGGGACCCUAGGGAAGGCCUACGGCUGUGUGGGAGGCUACAUUGCCAGCAGCGCCGCCCUGGUGGACACAGUUCGCUCCUACGCGGCCGGCUUCAUCUUCACUACCGCCCUGCCACCGAUGGUCCUGGCCGGAGCCCUGGAGUCUGUGCGUGUCCUGAAGGGCCCUGAGGGACGCUCCCUGCGCAGAGCACACCAGAGAAACGUCAAACACAUGAGGCAGCUUCUCCUGGACAAGGGCCUGCCUGUGGUCCGCUGUCCCAGCCACAUCAUCCCCAUACAGGUGGGCAAUGCUGAGCUGAACACCAAGGUGUGCGACACCAUGCUGGAGAGACACAACAUAUACGUCCAGGCCAUCAACUACCCUACAGUGCCUCGUGGCGAGGAACUGCUGCGCCUGGCCCCGUCUCCUCAUCACCACCCAGCCAUGAUGGAGUACUUUGUGGAGAAACUGGUGGACGUGUGGCAGGAGGUGGGACUCAAGCUUAACAACCCUGCUGCUGCUUCCUGCACCUUCUGUGACCGCCCCCUGCACUUUGACCUCAUGAGUGAAUGGGAGAAGUCCUACUUUGGCAACAUGGAGCCCCAAUACAUAACUGUGUCUGCAUAGAGGACACAGAAUCUCAUCUACAACAUAUAUUUUGAAUUAUGUCUAGCUUGCAUUAAAACAAUCACCUCUUG